This is a messenger RNA of Paramisgurnus dabryanus, 6061 nucleotides long. It is a transcript of the gene sphk2, whose product is annotated as sphingosine kinase 2. The record is from RefSeq and is a predicted model, not a curated record. Gene Ontology annotation, cellular component: intracellular membrane-bounded organelle; membrane; cytoplasm. Gene Ontology annotation, biological process: phosphorylation; sphingosine biosynthetic process; sphinganine-1-phosphate biosynthetic process. Lineage: Eukaryota; Metazoa; Chordata; Actinopteri; Cypriniformes; Cobitidae.
GCUGCGUCGAAGGACUUCCUGAAAACGCUCGUGCCUCCCCUACAGCUCAGGAAAGCUGGAGAAACUCGCCAUGUAGGGGGACAAAAAAUAAGCAGGGCACCUACAACAGCCUGAAUACAAGCAGGACAACUAUGACCUGACACCUUCUUCCAGCACUUCUCUUUAUUUUUGUGGUGGUGGUUUAUUUUUCUGCCAUUUUUGAAAGAAUAUCUUGCAUGGAUGGAAUUGUAGAAGACAAGAUUCAUGGAUGUCACGUGUUGGAUGAUUUGGCAUUUAUUUAUUGGAUGAGCUAGGACCCACAAGUUCCCUUCACCACUACGAUAUCUGACACUAUUUCGGACCAAGACCAGAAGUGACAUCCCUGUUCAUCUUUAUCACAUUCUCAGCGGUGUUGUAAUUUUUUUUUUUUAGCACUAUUCUCAGCUGUACAAUUACUUUGACUCUUAAUGUUUGUUUGUCCUAAAUGUUUUUGUAGCAUUUUUAGGGUUAUAUUACAUUAUAACCUUACUGUUUGUUAAUUUUGGUUUCUGAUGUACUUGACAACGAAAAUUGAAAAUGUGCUUCCUGUCUUAUUUAAACAAAUCGUAAGAAACUUUAUUUGUUGAUCUAGUAACUUAAGAAAUUGCUUUUAAUGAUUAUUUAUAUAGACGCACAAAUAAUUUAGCUGUGUUUAAUGUUGAUGAGAGAGGCUUUUUCUCAUACUGUAACAUUUUGAAGUCAAAGACAGAACAGAAAAAAUAAUCUGGCUGAGCUCCACAGCCUUUUUUUUACACACAAUAUAAUAAUUGUGUAUAUUGUAGGAAUAAUCAUAGGAAUAUUUUGUUGCAACACUAAACUGGAAGUCUGUUUAUGUGUGUAUUGUUUAGUUCAGAUGUUAAUAAGAGGAUUGGGCAUUGGUUCAGGCAAAUUGCACUUGUGUGGGAAAGAAUUGAAAGGAUCAUCAGGGAUAGUAAAGCCUGCUGAAGUUUUUUGUUGUAAAUAGACAACUGCUGAAGGACUGUCUUUUAAAACUGGUUUAAAAUUCAGUUGACUCAAAAGUUAAAAAAUUUAACACUGUCUACAACAACGUCCAGUGUAUCCGUCCAAACGAGACCAAAAACUGAACUCUGCAUGAGGCGUUCGCAUUGUCUACUCCAUAAAUACCCUCCACUUCCCUGUGGAACGACUUCUGAACCCAGACAUUGAAAAUGCGCUCCCCAGGAUCAGAGAGCCUGUCCGUUACCGAGGAGGCGCUGCUACAUGGCCAGUUUGGUGGAUGGAGCACUGGAGGGGGAAGUAGCAGUGGAAGUAGCAGUAGCAGCUGCCCCAAUAGCCCUGGAGGUGUGUCUGUACCAUCCAGCCCUGUGUCCACCAGCUACGCCCUGACCCUUACACCAGCUCACAUCCACGUCCAGCGGUUGUCUCCACGCACAGGGAAACAAUCCAGGCUACUGUUGCCGCUGGCAGAGCUGACUGGUUGCAGCUGUCCACGGUUACCAGCCCCACCAUUGCUUGUGCUUUACUGGUACCCUCCAGGUCGACGCAGAAAGGGUGUGUCCAGAAACAGACAGGUGAGGGCUUAUUUGGCGGAGAGCAGAGCUGAGGCGGAAACAUGGAAUGCUGCUAUACAAUGCCUGCUGAGGGGAAUGCAUGUCAGCUCCACUACAGAAUUCAGCAAAAGCAUGUUGCCUCGUCCCCGUCGACUGUUGCUGCUGGUCAAUCCAUUCAGUGGACGGGGUCAGGCAAUGCAGUGGUGUCAAACGCACAUACUUCCAAUGAUAAGAGAAGCCAACAUCAGCUACAACCUCAUACAGACAGAGCGUCAGAAUCACGCACGUGAACUGAUCAGAGAGAUCUCAUUACUGGAAUGGGAUGGAAUCAUCAUUGUAUCUGGCGAUGGACUUUUGCAUGAGGUGAUAAAUGGUCUCUUGGAAAGGCCAGACUGGGAACAAGCAAUAAAAACCCCUGUAGGAAUUCUGCCUUGUGGCUCUGGGAAUGCCCUUGCUGGUUCUAUCAACCACUAUGCAGGAUAUGACAUGUGCCUUCGGGAGCCUCUCUUGCUCAACUGCUGUUUCCUGCUUUGCCGGGGUGGGGUUCGACCAAUGGACCUGGUGUCUGUUACAACAAGCCCAUGUGCUGCUUCAUCCACAUCCCAUCAGAACGGGCACCCACCUGCUCCAAGAAGACUUUUCUCUUUCCUGUCUGUGGCAUGGGGUUUCGUGUCCGACGUGGACAUAGAGAGCGAACGCUACAGAGGACUGGGCUCUGCACGGUUUACACUGGGAACUCUGGUGAGGUUGGCCUCGUUGCGCUCUUACAAGGGUCGUCUUUCAUAUCUGCCACCCGGUACGGUGAACCCGUGCCAAGAUUCUACACCCCAGCCUCCACGCAGACCUCUCUCUAGAAGUAUUACAGAGGGUUUGGAAGGAUAUUGUCGCACGCCCAUCCAUCGGACUUGCUCUGACAUGGGCCUGAGUGAGGAAAGAAGCCUUCGUAAGGGAGACGGGGAGAGAGAGCGAGAAAGGGAGAGGCAGGAGAGAGAGCGUGAGAGAGAGAGAAGGAGAGAAAGGGCAAGGGGCGUGGGAAUAGUAAGAGCCUCCAGUCUAGCAGAGGAUAGAGAGAGGGAAAUCGAAGCAGAAGAGAAGGUGGAGGAAACAUCAGGGACCAGCUCGGAAUCAAACGAAAGGGAAGACUGUGAUAACAUAGCCACAAAUAAUGGAAAUGGAAGGGAUGAAGAGGAUACGGGGAAACUUGAUGAGAUAGACAGACAAGGAGUGCUGAGCGCGAGAGAGUUGAGUGACAGCGAUGAGCUCGAUGAAGGAAAGGAGGUAAGCGUUUGUGAAGGAAGUUAUCCAACCACACCAACUGACCUGCAUCCAAAACUACGCAAGAACUCCGCCCCCGCUAGCCAGAACACGAAUGCCUUCUUUAGCCAGCCAAUCAGCGCAGACGCUGAGCAGGACUUUGAGGUGGCAGCCUAUGGGAAGGAGGAUGAAGAUUUAAAUGGAACCUACUUUCAGAGAGAGGCGUACACACUGGACAAAUCUCGAGAGCGAGCCCUUACCAUAUCUUCCUCUCCAUUCCGUCAGUCUCCUUUUAAAUCAUUGAAAUCCAAAAUUGUGGACCAGAACCAGAACACCUCACGACCACGCCCCCUCUCCCUCCUCCCCCAAUCAAAUUCGAACUCUCUCCCUCCAAAAUUUCCAUCCCUCUCCAUGUCCCUUUCCCCAACCCCUCCUUCAUCCCCAUCUUGUGCUUCUCCCCGUUCUUCCUAUCUUGCCCCACGUCCCAACACUCCAAGUUCAUCUUCUUCAUCACCGUCCUUUCAUUCACCAUCGCCUUCUUUCAACUUUGACCUUGCCGAGCCAGCAGGACCACUGAAGAACCGCCCUCACAUGACAUCCUCCAUCAACCUGCCUGAGGAUGAUCUGCUACCUCCUCUGGACCAGCCUCUGCCUACAAGAGACUGGGUCACCAUCGAGGGCGAUUUCGUUCUAGUGCUUGCGAUCUACCAGUCUCACCUGGGAGCAGAUCUUUUCGCUGCCCCCCAGGCUCGAUUUGAUGACGGUUUGAUCCAUCUGACAUUUGUACGGGCUGGUAUUUCCCGUGCAACACUGCUCAGACUGUUCCUAGCAAUGGAGAGAGGAGCGCAUUUGUCUGUUAGUUCUCCGUACGUUAGUCAUGUUUCUGCUCGGGCAUUCCGUCUUCAACCGCUCUCAUCACGAGGAACACUAACUGUGGAUGGGGAGCUGGUGCCCUAUGGGCCUCUGCAGGCACAGGUUCAUCCCUCAAUGGCCCGUUUGAUUGUCGGUGAUUCGGGAGUGAAGAUUACAAGAUUCUGACCUGUUUAGAUUUGAACGGAGGGAUUUGCAUCACCAUCUGGAUUAUAUAACAUUCUACGUAGUGGGGGAGAGAGCGAAGCUGAAAGCCAACAGUUGUUUUGCAAUCACUGCUUUUACUGGGAUUAACUAAAGGAUUGCUUAUUCAAGCUGUGUAUGCAAAAAGUUUUGAUCAAGAGAUGAAAAUUUGCUUUCUGUUGCAUGACUUGCUGUCGGAGAGAGAAAGAAGCCAUGUCUGAAAUGAAUAUGUCCAGCUUUUGUAUACAUUUUAGUAUGCAUUUGUGCAUCGAGCCACAGAUCCUCUGCCUUACUUCAGCGAAGGGAAAAUCACAGGCUGAAUGCUAAACUAUAUUACUGGUUUUUAGGUUGCCACGCCUACCUACAUCAAAUGGUUGCAGAGAUGAUGUAUAAUGCGUAACCCUGGAAUGCCUUAUCCAUCUCUGAACUUAAAGUGCAAUCCCUCCUUAAUUUAACUACUCACACUUAAUCCUGAAACCUCAUUUUUAGAUCAUUUUCAUCUACAUUUGAAUAAUAUCUCCAUCCAGCUCUUUAGAAACCUUCCAUUGUUUCAUGGGACUGAUCAGAAAUGAACAGUUCUGUCUUGCGUCCUAGCUUUGAGCAGAAUUACAACUGACAACAUUUUUUUUACCAUCUGAAUUUUGUAUUUUUCGAACACAAUCAAUGUGUUUGAGUGGAACAGAUAAUUAAUUUGCAUUGCUAGUUUGUGUUAGAAAAGCAUGCAUUGGCUUUGAAAUUGUUAGGGAACAAGAUUGCAGUGAACAAUGAAAGCUUUUGUAGUUUAGGACUUUUUUGUUGUUGUUGCUUUUCAUGAUUUGAAUUUAAUCCAUCGGCCCUUAAAGGGAUAGUUCACCCAAAAAUAAAAAUCAUGUCAUAAUUUACUCGCUGUCAUGUUACAAACCUGUAGAAACUUCUUCUGAUGAACACAAAGGAAGAUAUUUUGAGAAAUGUUUGUAACCAAACGGAUCAGAGAUCCCAUUGACUUCCAUAGUAGGAAUAAAGAAUGCAACACUGAAAAAAUGUGUCUUGUUUUCAGUACAAAUAUCAAAAAUUUCUAAAAUCAAGUUGCAUUUUCCUGAUAAGCCAAAUGACCUAAGAAAAUAAAUCUAGUUUUUAGACUAAAAAUAUAAAAUUUAAGUUAAUUGUGCUAAAACAAGCAAAAAAAAAUUUGCCAAUGGGGUUAAAAUAAUUAACUUUUUCCUAAACACCUAAUUCAAGAAAAAACAUUUCACCCCAUUAGCAGAUACCUUUGCUUAUUUCAAGCACAAUUUCACUUAAAUUUAAUAUUUUUUUUUUGUCUAAAAACUAGACUUAUUUGCUUAGGUCAUUUAGCUUAUCAAGCAAAUGCAUCUUGAUUUAAGAAUUUCUUUAUAUUUCUACUGAAAACAAGACAAAAAAUACUAAGUAACAAAGUCAUUUUUUGUAUUGUAUGUGGUAAACAAUGAGGUCUCUGGUUGUUUUGGUUACAAACAUUCUUCAAAAUUUCUUCUUUCUAUUCAUCAGAAAAAAAAAACAUUUCUUCGUGAGGGUGAGUAAAUGAUGACAGAAUUUGUAUUUUUGGGUGAGCUAUCCCUUUAAUGUUUGGGUGAGGCCUUGAGAAAUUAACACUAAGCUGAACAACCUGUCAAUCGCAGUUUGCUUAAUGGUUUGAAGAAAAGGCAGAGGGUCCUGGUAGUAGUCGCCAAACAUCAAAGUCAUCCCAUCACAUUCUGUAUGACUUGAGGCAUGUUUGCAUAAACAAGUUUAACUUGCAUGCAAAUAAUGUAAAUAAUUUGAUAGUGAAGGACUGGAGAUUGCAUAUCUUUACUUUUUCCUCAGACUGCAUCACGUCACGCUGUUAGCGAGGAAAGAUGAAUUCUUGCAAUAAAUACGCACCUUCUCAUCCCAGUCCUUUGAAAAAUGAAUAUCUGUUAAAUAUUACGCAAUGACUGUGUAGUACUGUGAUCAGUAACUUAACUUCUCUCAAACCGUAUUUGAAAUUGGGACACUAGUAGAACUUCUCGUAAAGCUCUUUUGGAAAAUGAAAAAGUCCAGUUGUGGAUCUGAUGAUGAUUGUAAUAGAGCUCUAGCUUGGUGGCCUUUGCAGUACUAUUGAAUUUUUACCUAAAUAUUUAAUAGAGAAAUGCAUACUACUUUGUCUUUGUCUACUUUUUAUUUUCUCUGAGGACAACAACGUGACAGUUGCAACCCGUUUUGCAUCGGUUUAUAAACAUAAAACUCAAUGA